Molecule: messenger RNA, 1071 nt
Organism: Caenorhabditis briggsae
Lineage: Eukaryota; Metazoa; Nematoda; Chromadorea; Rhabditida; Rhabditidae
Exons: 6
Coding region: 1-1071 (356 amino acids)
Source: RefSeq, a predicted model, not a curated record
AUGCACAUACAGUGGUUGGUAGCCUAUGGAAAUGAUGAGGAAGAGGCAGCAAAGGCUCUCAAACGUCAUCUGAACAUUCGCAAGACUAUCGACCUGAAUUCAUUUGUUGAAAAAGUCGAACUAGAAGAAGAUGAACUGAACAAGUAUGUCCCAAUUGAUGUGAUUGGACAAAAUCAUCCCGAUGAUAACAAAGUUUUGAUGUUCGAAAGAACUGGGAAGAUUGAUAUAAGUGGAUUGGUGGACAAUGUUUUGAUGCACAAGUUCAUGCAAAUCAAGCUGAAGAUGAUGGAGAGUGUCCAUCAAAAAGUGGUAGCGGCGGAACGAAAAACGGGACGUCAAAGUGGCGGAUUGUUUGUGAUGGAUUUGGAUGGAAUCUCAUUUAGCACUAAACUUAUCUCAGUUCUCACUGGACCCUACCGUAUCAUGUGGGGAACACUUUUCGAUCAUUAUCCACAACUCCUUCAGAAGAUUAUAAUAGUAAAUGCUCCAUCAUUUGUGAAUGUGCUCCAUUCUGCAUGCUCUCCUUUCCUUCCGGAUGAUUAUAAGGAAAAAAUUGUGAUCACUUCGGAGUCGGCAAUCGACGCAAUUCAGAAGCACGUCGAUAAAAGUUUCCUUCCUUCCGAUUUGGGAGGUGAACUCCCUCGGAAGACGUCUCUUCCAUCUGCCCCAUUCCCAAAAACCAAUAAGAAAGAGGAAAAAGAGAAAGUCAAUCUGGUAGCUAUUAGUGUUCCAGCUGGAAAGUAUGUCGUUCAAAAAUUCGAAUGGAAGAAGGGACAGGAAAUUGAAUUCUUCCUUCAUAAUGAGAGCUCUUUCCACUAUUUCAUGUUUCAUAGCGAGGAUGAUACGAGAGAUAUGAAUUCAUGGCGUGAGAUGACUGUCGGCUGCGAGAGACCUGCUCUCUCGCAAGUUGACUCGUGGAAAUAUACUGUUCCAUCGAAUGGAUUCUACUUCAUCCGAUACGGAAAUCAUAACUCCUGGUAUUUCUCCACAACUGUCAAUACAAAUCACUUUAUUUACAACGAGAAUGGCGAGAAAAUUGCGUUGACUCCAAUCGAAAUAUUCAAUAUUUAG